AUGUCAGGUGUUAAAUAUAGAGGUGACACCAAGAAUGGAGAUGGUAUUAGUAACACAAUCGAUGAGUUAUAUAAACUUAGCUUUAGAAAACUAUCUUCAACAACAACAACCAGCAAUGAUGAAUCUGUUGGUAGAAUAAAGAGUGGUAGCAGUAGUAGUAGUGGUAGUGGUGGUAACGGUGUAAUACCUUCAUCAUAUAUAUAUCAUCGUAAUAUCAUUCUAAGGGUUGCACUGAUCACAAGAGUAUUCCUGUGGAUCUACGCAUUCGCUGUGUCACAGCUAUUGUCACCAUUCGAUAGUUCAGCACAACUCAAUGCAGUCUCACCAAACACACCGAAUCAAGUUAUCGGUCAACAGGUUCUGCAACUUACCAACCACAACAAUACACUAAUAGAUUCCACUAUCAAACGGUUAUUCGUCAAAUGGGACAGUAUCUAUUACAUAAGAAUAGCAGAGUAUGGCUAUGAAUUCGAACAAUACCACGCAUUCUUUCCUUUAUAUCCAAUGACUCUUCGUUAUCUUGCAAAUGUAAACUAUUUAGAUUAUAUUAUACUAUCAGGUUUUAUUAUUAGUAACAUUUCUUUUAUACUUUCAUGUAUUCAAUUGUUAAAACUUGGAAAUAUACUGUUUAAUAAUCAAAAGAUAUCAUUUGUUGCAACUCUAUUAUAUUGUGUAAAUCCAGCGAAUAUCUUUAUGUGCGCAUUGUACACAGAGUCUAUUUUCAAUCUUUUUGUAUUCUCUGGUUUGUACUACCUCUAUGGUGGACGAUACUAUUUGAAUCCAUCACGUAUGUUGGGAUUGGAUGCUAUUCCGACGAGACGAAAUGUGUUGUGUUCGACUAUAGGUGCUCUCCUGUUUGGUUGUGCGACUGCAACUCGUUCCAAUGGUAUUUUGCUGUGUGGUUUCAUCGUUUACUACCACAACGCAACGAUGUUCACCAGCUUGUUCCGUCGAAUCUUCAUCAUCCUGAAUACACUCACUCAGAAGCGUCGGUCAUCUCCAGUACUAACUCAUUCCACCUCAUUCGGAAAGCUAGCCGAUGUCUCAUUCGAUUUGUCCGACUUUCUUCUCAGACUAACACUCUCCGUUGUUCAAUCAAUGAUUAUCAUCAUUCCCUAUAUUCUAUUUCAAUAUUAUGGAUAUCAAAGAUAUUGUAGUAAUGAGAAUAAUAUCGGUGAUAACUCAACAAAGUUUGCUAAUGCCGUUCGUAGCUCACUUGGCACUACUCACUGUCUUCUCCGUUACUUUUAUGCACGUCCAAGUGAUCACCCGAUUCUUUACACAUUCACCACUGCUUAUUAG
Messenger RNA from Heterostelium album PN500, 1302 nucleotides. It is a transcript of the gene pigV, whose product is annotated as phosphatidylinositol glycan. The coding region runs from base 1 to 1302 and encodes 433 amino acids. Gene Ontology annotation, biological process: GPI anchor biosynthetic process. Gene Ontology annotation, molecular function: alpha-1,6-mannosyltransferase activity; GPI mannosyltransferase activity. The transcript is spliced from 5 exons. The record is from RefSeq and is a predicted model, not a curated record. Lineage: Eukaryota; Evosea; Eumycetozoa; Acytosteliales; Acytosteliaceae. Gene Ontology annotation, cellular component: endoplasmic reticulum membrane; mannosyltransferase complex.